Messenger RNA from Plasmodium cynomolgi strain B, 2979 nucleotides. RefSeq names its product acetyl CoA synthetase. Gene Ontology annotation, molecular function: acetate-CoA ligase (ADP-forming) activity; ATP binding. Bases 1 to 2979 code for a protein of 992 amino acids. Lineage: Eukaryota; Apicomplexa; Aconoidasida; Haemosporida; Plasmodiidae. The transcript has a single exon. The record is from RefSeq and is a predicted model, not a curated record.
AUGAUUCUAUCCAAGCGCAGCAACAAGCUGGCCGCGCUGCGGAACUACUACAGCGUGUGGGUGGGGUACAACCAAAAUGUGCAGCAAGUAGGGAACUUCAAGAAUAGCCUGAACUACCUGUUUAGGCCAAAGAGUAUCGGAGUGAUCGGAGCGACGGAGAGGCCAGGAUCUGUAGGAAAUUCCAUCGUCAAAAAUCUGAUGCAGGGAGAAGAAAGAUACAAGUUAUACUUUGUAAACAGUAAGGGAGGAAAGGUAUACAACCGAGAUAGCUACAAAACAAUUGGAGAUGUUCCUGAAGAAAGUAUCGACUUGGCAGUGAUAGCUGUUCCAAGGAACCACGUACUAGGAGUGAUGAAAGACUUGAGUCGUAAAAAUGUAAAAGGGGUAGUAAUCGUAACUGCUGGGUUUAAAGAAACGGGUGCAGAGGGAAUAAAGCUAGAACAACAAAUCAUAGAUGUAGCAAAAAAUAAUGGGAUCAGAAUUAUAGGUCCAAAUUGUUUAGGAAUUAUUCACUCGUAUCAUAAUAUGAAUGCAUCCUUUGCUGAUAAUAAAAUAUUGAAAGGGAAUUUUUCUUUGCUAUCUCAAAGUGGAGCUAUCUGUUCAGCUGCUUUAGACCUAUCUCAACAACAUAACAUCGGAUUUUCACACUUCAUUUCGGUAGGUUCUAUGUGCGACGUACAAUUUUAUGAAUUAGUGGAGUAUCUCUUUUACGAUGAAAACACCAAGUAUAUCCUACUCUAUGUAGAAUCUAUCGGAGAUAUGAACAAAUUUGUUUCGGUCUGUAAAAAGGUCUGUCUGUAUAAACCCAUUAUCCUUUUGAAGAGUGGAAAAACAGCCAAAGCAGCAGAGGCAGCCAUUUCACAUACGGGUUCUAUGGUAGGAAAUUAUGAAAUAUUCUAUGCAUCUAUGAAAAAAAUAGGGGUUCUAGUAGUAGAUAAUUUUGAAGAAUUAUUUAAUAUGUGUAAAAUACUUAACCUUUCUAAUUACCCAGAGACGAAUGAAGUUUGUGUAGUGACUAAUGCAGGAGGACCAGGAGUCCUUUUAGUAGAUAACAUUGUAAAAAAUGAUGGAAAUUUAUCAAAACUUAAUGAAGAAUUGAAGAACAAACUAGAUGCAUUUUUACCUCCUUCAUGGAGUAGAGCCAAUCCGGUGGAUAUCCUUGGAGAUGCUUCCCCAUUGUUGUAUAAAAAAACGAUUGAAGCGUUACUAAAAGAUGAGCAAUUUAAAAAUAUAAUCAUUUUGUUAUCUCCACAAAGUGUUACUGAACCAAUGAAUACUGCAAAGGAAAUUAUUACUGUGAAGGAGGACAUAACAAAACAGGGAAGACUCAUCCUUUGUAACUACCUCGGAGGGACAUCCCUGGAAGAGUCUACCAAUCUUUUAAAUAAAAACAACAUACCCACAUUUGUUCACCCGGAGCACUCUGCACAAAAUUUAUUAAAGCUGUAUAAAAAUAUCAUACACAUACAAAAUCUGUAUGAAGAAAUUCCCACCUUUUUGGCAGAUGCAGAACAGAAUCAUUAUGUGAAUGGAAUCAUUUAUAAGCACCACUUUGGAGACGAAGUAGAUGUGGCUAACUCAACAGUGGGAAAAAAAGAAGGAGAAAUUAAACAACAAAAGAGUAACACUACCCCAGAAGAAAUAAUCCAAAAUGCAUUAAAAAAAAAUUAUAUUUUAAAUGAAUUUGACUCGAAAAAAAUUCUUCAGAGUUACGGAAUACCAACAGUUUCAACAGAAAUUUUUUACAACUUGGAAGAAAUAGAAAAUAAUAUGGAUAAGGUUACCUUUCCAUGUGCUAUGAAAAUUUACUCAGAUACGAUUACUCAUAAGAAAGAUAUCGGUGGAGUGAUCCUAAAUAUAAAUAGUAAAGAAGAACUGAUAAAGUCAUAUAAAACGAUCCACGAGAAUGUAAAGAAACACAAAUUAGAAAGUGAAUUCAAAGGAGUCACCAUUCAGACCAUGAUAAACACUAGUGAUGGAAUUGAAUUAAUUUUAGGAUAUUAUUUUGAUGUGAAUUUUGGACCCGUUUUGUUAUUCGGUUCAGGUGGAUCAUAUGUAGAAAUAUUUAAGGAUAAUGUUUUGUUGAUCCCUCCUCUGAGUUAUUCCUACACACACCAUAUGAUGAAGGAGACAAAAAUUUAUCAUGCCUUGUUAGGCAAAUCGUCGAGGUUUAAAAAAUGUGAUAUGCCAAAGCUUAUUAGUAAAAUAAUCAACUUUUCUGAUCUCAUUUUGGAUCUCCUUCCCUACAUCAACGAAUGUGAUAUCAAUCCUUUGUUCGUUUCUGGCAGUGACAUCGUCGCGUUGGAUGCUAGAUUUACUCUCCGUAAAAAUGUGGACGCGCAGUCGUUCCAGGCAGCCAAGAAGAACUCCCUGUACAGCAGCUUUGCUAAGAAGUACCCCGUCGAGAUGGUCUUUUUUGAUGGGGAGGAGAAGCAAGAGAAGCAGCAGAAGCAGCAGGGGGAGAAGCAGAGCGAUGUGCCCUCCCAUGAAGGCGCCGUCCCACCGCUGCACCUCCCCAACCAGUUCGCCUCCAUCACCAGGAGCAUCCACCCCUACGACGUCAAACUAAUGCACACCUUCCUCCAAAACAACGCCAAAGAGUUACACCACAGUACCUUCUUCUUCACCACGGAGGAGAGCAUCCAGACGAAGCUCUUUGCCUACGAGCUGUGUAAUGCGGACUACGACCUUUACAAUGUCAUUCUGCAUAUGAGGAACAGCAAAGUUACUGGAUUGAUAAAAACAGAAAAGAGACAGGACUCCAACCACUGCUAUACUUAUGCAACCGAUGUAGCCACUUUUACUCACUUGAUUCAGAAGUUACAUACUUUUUCGAGCAAGCAAAAUUGUACGUCGAAUUAUGUUUACCUUAAGAAGGACUCCCCCUUUGCGGAGCAACUCAAGUCCAUGUCCUACUCGGUGGACUACGAGCAGGGGGAUGUAGUCUGCUACGUGGGCGCUACCCAAGCCGGCGCCUAA